Molecule: messenger RNA, 1922 nt
Organism: Cuculus canorus (common cuckoo)
Lineage: Eukaryota; Metazoa; Chordata; Aves; Cuculiformes; Cuculidae
Gene: NKAP
Product: NFKB activating protein
Exons: 9
Coding region: 34-1116 (360 amino acids)
Biological process (GO): regulation of gene expression
Cellular component (GO): nucleus
Molecular function (GO): chromatin binding
Source: RefSeq, a predicted model, not a curated record
AGCCGGAAGCUGGCCGGAAGCGGUGCGGCCGCCAUGGCGCCCGCGUCGCGGUCGCGGAGCCCACAGGCCACCAGCCCAGAGCGCCGCGGGCGCAGGUCCCGGUCCCGAUCCCGAUCUCGAUCUCGGUCCCGCGAGCGCAAUGGCCUGAAGCGGCCGGGCCGGCGCCGCAGCCGCUCCCGCACCCCCGUGCCGCGCGCCGCCGCCCACCACGGCCACCACCACGGCAAGGGCUGGCCCGAGUACUACGAGAAGGAGAAGGAGGAGAUCCUGCGGCAGAGGAGGCUCAAUGAGAGAGAGAGAAUUGGAGAACUGGGGGCACCUGAAGUUUGGGGGCUAUCGCCAAAGGUUCCAGACCCCGAUUCCGAUGAGCAUACACCGGUAGAAGAUGAAGAGGCAAAAUCUAAGAGCAGUUCUUCAGAUUCCAGCUCAGAAGAAGAAAAAAAGAAAAAAAAGAAGAAAAGAAAGAAGAAAAGGCAAAAGGCAUCUAAAAGAAAACGCAGGAAGCAUUCUGAGGACAGCGACAGCGAGUCGGAGUCCGAGCAGAACUCCAGUGAUGAAGAUAAAAAGAAAAGCAAGAAGAAGAAAAAGAAGAACAGAAAGAAGAAGUAUAAGAAAAAGAAAAAUAAGAAGAACAGGAAGGAGUCCAGUGAUUCAAGUAGUGAAGAUUCAGAUGACGAAACAUUGCAAGGGGAAGAUCUCUGGAUUGAGAGAUCAAAAAAUACAGAAGCUGAUAGCUUGAUUGGACCAGAAGCUCCCAAAACUCAUGCGUCCCAGGAUGAUAGGCCUCUGAACUAUGGACAUGCCCUCUUGCCCGGUGAAGGUGCAGCAAUGGCAGAGUACGUAAAAGCAGGAAAACGUAUACCCCGGAGAGGUGAAAUUGGCUUGACCAGUGAAGAGAUCGCAUCAUUUGAGAGCUCUGGCUAUGUCAUGAGUGGCAGCAGACAUCGCCGAAUGGAAGCUGUGCGUCUGCGUAAAGAGAACCAGAUUUACAGCGCAGAUGAGAAGAGAGCUCUGGCAUCUUUUAACCAGGAGGAGAGGAGGAAACGAGAGAAUAAGAUCCUUGCAAGCUUUCGGGAGAUGGUUUACAGAAAGACUAAGGGAAAAGAGGAAAAAUAAUUCUUUAUUUGAACUGCACAUCAUAGAUUGUACCAAGCAGCAGCUGACCUGUUCCAGUCAUGAUCUGAAAAAAGCUGCAAGUGCUGCAGUACUUUUCAGCCAACAGGGCUGAGCCUCAGGAGUGGGAUAUUUGUGUCGAGGACACAGAGUUACUUCUGUCAGAUUUUCUUGGAUGAUUUGUUCACCGUCUACAAAGAAUACUUGUAAAGUGAAAGGCUGCAAGGCAAGAAAGGCAGGAACAGGCAGGGAAGGUUAGAGGUGGUAAUGUUCUAUGCUUCCUUUGAAUGGGACAAGCAGGAGGAUUCUGUGGAAGACCUUUCCUCCCUGAUGCUGAUAAAUGCACUUUUCCAUUUAUUUUGAUUAAUGAGAGCAGACUGGCUGUCAGCAGCAAGCUGCCAGGAGCAGCAGCAAAAAUGAAGGAGCUCUUAAGUUCCUGUUUCAGAUCCAAGACUGUCCACUUAGGUAUUUUUCCAAAGUCUUCUAUGUUUUUCUCAAAAUAGUUGAGGUUGAUUUGGGCUUCAAACUAGACUUGUAAAUAGAAAUUAUCUUGUAAUUUAAUACAGAUGGGCUUCAGUUAUUUUAAAGCAAACAGAUGGCUGUCAGGGUCUAAAGUAACAGUUAGAAUGAUAUGAGGGUCUGAUAAGCUUCAGUCCUCCAAGGCCUGUGGUGGGGAACUACAUUGCUUGCUUCUUUUUCUCCUAUGUUAUACAUAGGUGUUGGAGCAGUGGGGUGACUCGUAGUUUUGUCAGCAGAGAUGUCUUGUAUGUUUGUAUAAAUAAAAUAAAAGUCCCAUAACAUUUGUCCUG